Molecule: messenger RNA, 765 nt
Organism: Merops nubicus (carmine bee-eater)
Lineage: Eukaryota; Metazoa; Chordata; Aves; Coraciiformes; Meropidae
Gene: ESD
Product: esterase D
Exons: 6
Biological process (GO): formaldehyde catabolic process
Cellular component (GO): cytosol
Molecular function (GO): S-formylglutathione hydrolase activity
Source: RefSeq, a predicted model, not a curated record
UGGGAGAGGUUUCUGAAGCUGGUAGGCUGUGGGCAACGUGUCACCAGUGAUGUUUUUCUUUCUCUAGGGUUGACGUGCACAGAACAGAACUUUAUAACCAAGGCUGGUUUCCAGCAGGCUGCAGCUGAGCACGGCCUCAUCGUCGUCGCCCCAGACACCAGCCCACGUGGCUGCAAUAUUGAAGGAGAAGAUGAGAGCUGGGAUUUUGGCACUGGUGCUGGCUUCUAUGUGGAUGCCACUGAAGAUCCUUGGAAAACAAACUACAGGAUGUAUUCCUACGUAAAGGAUGAGCUGCCUAAACUGAUAAAUGCCAAUUUUCCAACUGACCCUGAAAGGAUGUCAGUUUUUGGGCAUUCCAUGGGAGGUCAUGGAGCUCUUAUUCUUGCUCUGAGGAACCCUGGGAAGUACAAAUCUGUAUCAGCAUUUGCUCCUAUCUGCAACCCUGUUCAGUGCCAGUGGGGGAAGAAAGCCCUUGGUGGAUAUUUGGGGUCAGAUGUCAGCAAGUGGAAGGCAUAUGAUGCCACAGAGCUCGUGAAGUCCUGCCCAGGCUCUCAGCUGGACAUCCUGAUCGACCAGGGCCAGGAUGACCAGUUCCUGUCUGCAGGGCAGCUGCUGCCCGAUAACCUCAUCGCCGCCUGCACCGAGCGCAAGGUCCCCGUGGUGUUCAGGCUGCAGCAGGGUUAUGAUCACAGCUACUUCUUCAUUGCUACGUUCAUUAAUGACCACAUCAAGCACCAUGCAAAAUACCUCAAUGCUUGACCCACC